Molecule: messenger RNA, 501 nt
Organism: Hydatigera taeniaeformis
Lineage: Eukaryota; Metazoa; Platyhelminthes; Cestoda; Cyclophyllidea; Taeniidae
Source: the annotation of a GenBank genome assembly
AUGACUGGUGGCGGGCGGGGACCUAACCUGCAUAGGAGGUUCGAGGAACAACCCGCCACCACCAACGGUCUCUACGGCUUCGAAGUGCUGAGCCAGAUGCGGAUGGCAAAAGCACAAGCUAUUGGUCGCGCUCUCGCUUGUUGUCUGCCUCCAGUAAUCCCCGUCAAAAGACCGCCCUGCCGUCGCCGGCCCUUGCUCACAGAUCUCGUGGCAGUCAACCCGCGCGUCGACUACUUCGUUGCGCCUCGUCUCUUUUCUUUCCGCGAACCACCCUAUACACCCAUAGCCAACAAGCGCUCUUCCAUUGUCGAUUGUCUUCUUCUUAGUGAUAUAUACUUGGGUGAUCGUUGCAGUGAGGUCAAGCCGCGUCUCGUGGAGUGCAGAAAACGCAACACCAGUGGCAUUUUAGUAGCGAAGAGCUCAAAAGUGGACUAUUUUGUUGCUCCACGUCUGAAGAGUAGUCGUGAGGUCCCAUGGAUUUGCAGCUGUAACUGUAGAUGA